AUGUGUUUUAAUUUUUAUAAAAUCUAUAUACAUUCCCAUAUAUUUCAUUGUUCUAUCGAGUAUAAAUUUGUAGGGGAUUUUCCUGAACUACAAAAAAUUAUGAAUAAAGAAAAAGGAGAAGGAGAAUCGGUGUCAACAGGUAAUUGUCGAGACAUUGAAAGUAAUGUACCUGUGAGUUUCAAUUCCACUAUUGUAACAAUAUGCAAAAAGGUUCUAGAUUAUAUUGAAACUAUACAAACUGAUCACCGUCAGAAUUUUAUAGAAUCUCGUUGUAUAUAUUUUUAUUAUUGGCUAUAUGAUAUGUAUGGGGAAAAUAAGGAUAUAAAAGAUAUUAAAUUUGUUUAUCAAUUCAUGGUAAAACAAUUUAAUAAUGAUUACGGCGUGCAAUGCAUGAAUUAUGAACAUAUAACAAUUACAAAUAAUGAAAUGUUAAACCUAAAAGUUUUAUAUGAUAUGUAUGCUAAACUUAAUUGCAUAAGUAAGAAAACUGAACUAUCUGAUAAUGAAUGUGAAUGUGCCCAAAUCUGUGCUGAUAAAUACAUGGAACACAAGCAGACGUGUAAAUACAACACUUUACCCUAUUUCUGUAAUACAUUAGAAGAGUUUAAAAAUAAAUAUAAUAAACAAAUGUCUUCUAGUAAAUGUAAUAAUGGUUCCCCCAAAACAUUACCUUCCUUACAAUCCAAUAAUGUUAUAACUCUAACAGUAAUUCCAGUUGUUGUAACAUUAGCAAUAUCUUCUUUUUUAUUUAUCUUGUAUAAGGUUAAUUAUUAUUUUAUUCCAUAUGGUCGAAGUAUCGGAUAUGAAUUUAUGAAUAAAAGAAAAAAAUAUAAUAAUAUUGAUAAAGAGUUGAAUAUAUCCCAACAAUAUGAAAUAUCCAGUUUUAAUUUAAGAAACAAGGGAUAUCAUAUAUUAUAUAAUUUUCACUAA
Plasmodium gonderi is the source of this 930-nucleotide messenger RNA. Its product is annotated as variable surface protein. The transcript has 3 exons. The record is from RefSeq and is a predicted model, not a curated record. NCBI's taxonomy places the organism in Eukaryota, Apicomplexa, Aconoidasida, Haemosporida, Plasmodiidae. The coding region runs from base 1 to 930 and encodes 309 amino acids.